Vespula vulgaris is the source of this 5448-nucleotide messenger RNA. It is a transcript of the gene Dcr-2, whose product is annotated as endoribonuclease Dicer. Gene Ontology annotation, biological process: siRNA processing; pre-miRNA processing; apoptotic DNA fragmentation. Gene Ontology annotation, molecular function: RNA binding; deoxyribonuclease I activity; protein binding. Bases 278 to 5164 code for a protein of 1628 amino acids. NCBI's taxonomy places the organism in Eukaryota, Metazoa, Arthropoda, Insecta, Hymenoptera, Vespidae. Gene Ontology annotation, cellular component: RISC complex; cytoplasm; nucleus. The transcript has 26 exons. The record is from RefSeq and is a predicted model, not a curated record.
AAAGUAUGGACUAGUCGAUGAUCAGUAAUUGGUAAUCCCGGUACUUGAAAAGUUUUAAUGAUUUUUCGUGAAGUGACUAAAUAUUUAACGAAACGAUAAGCUUAAUAGAAAAUAUAAUUUAUUAUUAAUUCAGUUUUGUUGUAGUACAGUCCUUUUAUAAUAAACUGCAAUGUAUCAUCAAGUGUGUUGAUAUUAUUUGUAUUUUGUUUAUUCUUAUUGACACUGAAAAUAGGCAGUUCCAUUUUGUCUUCCAUACCAGUCCCAUUACAGUAGAAAAAUGGAGAAUAAAUCAGAGGAAUUUAUCGCAAGGCCAUAUCAAAUAGACCUUUAUGAAAAAGCAUUGAAGUCGAAUACAAUUAUUUAUUUACCAACAGGUUCAGGAAAAACAUUUAUAGCAAUGAUGCUUCUUAAAAAAUUGAGUAUUGCUAUACAGAAACCUUACAGCCAAGGCGGUAAAAGAACAGUAUUUGCGGUCAAUACAGUACCUUUGGUGACACAACAAACUGAAUAUAUUGCAAGACAUACAAGAUUAUCAUGUAAAGGAUAUUGUGGUGAUAUGAAUGUUGAUUAUUGGACAAAAGAAACAUGGUUACAAGAGUUAGAAGAAUAUCAAGUUUUAGUGAUGACGAGUCAGAUACUUUUAGAUAUUAUAAUUCAUGGAUAUUUGCAUUUAAAUAGAAUUAAUUUGAUAAUUUUUGACGAAUGUCAUAGAGGAGUAAAUGAUCAUCCUAUGCGCCAAAUUAUGCAGCAAUUUGAACGAUGUGAAGCUUCAGAACAACCUAGAAUAUUAGCACUAUCUGCCACUCUACUUAAUUCUAAUGUAAAACUACAUAAUAUUAUAGAAUCAAUUAAGACUUUAGAAAUAACAUUUCAUUCAAAAAUAGCAACAGUAGAUAAUGUAAAAGGAUAUUGUACAAAUCCAAAAGAAGUUGUGGUUCGCUAUGAAACAUAUGCACAACCAGAAAGUUGGUGUAAGGCAAUAAUGUGUUUGAGAACUGUAGCAGGUUUAUUAAGUGUUGCAUGUAUUCCAUCUAAUCGUGACUUUAAUCAAUCAAGUAGGGAAUUUAAAAGAAAAUCUGUAAAUGUAAAACUUUUGAAUAUUAUAGAAGAUAUUAAAGAACAUGCUGAUAUAACAGGUUUAUAUGGUGUUAAUAAAUGUAUUUUAUUACACUUAAUUCAACUAGAAUACAAAAAGAGAACUGUUGAUCAUCAAUAUGCAACAUAUUUCUUUGAAUAUGUGGUAACAGAAUUAUUUAAAUUAAGAAAACUCUUGGAAGAUGAAAUGGAUAAUUAUACAGACCAACAAAAAAUAUAUAACUUUUCAUCAGAUCGAGUCCUCAGACUAAUUACAUUAUUGAAAAAUUUUAAUGAUAGUAAGUCAGGCAACCAGAAAUUUUGUUGUAUUAUUUUUGUAAAACGUAGAUUCACUGCUAAAGUAUUAUAUCAUGUUUUAAAGGAUGUACAUGCUUUUGAUGAAAGCUAUGCGUUUUUAUUGCCGGAUUAUAUUGUAGGUUUUAAUAAUAGUCCUUAUAAAAAUACUAAAGAAAUUUUAUGUAUUUCUAAAUGGAACAGAGAAGUUUUACAUAGAUUUAGAAAUGGGUUAACUAAUUGUGUUAUAGCAACAGAUGUUCUUGAUGAAGGGGUUGAUAUACCUGUUUGUACACUUGUAAUACGUUUUGAUCUUCCACUAGACUUCCGAUCUUAUAUUCAAAGUAAAGGACGCGCUCGUUAUUCAUCAAGUCAAUAUGCUAUCAUGUUAGAUAAAAAUGAUCACAAUUAUAUUAAGAAACACUUGCUAUUUCAAGAUAUUGAUAAGUCUUUACAAAAGUUUGUCUAUCCAUCUAUCUGUCUGACGAACUGUCUAUCUAUCUAUCUGUCCCUCCGUGUGCGCGCGAGUUCAUGCAUAUUAGUAGGAAAAUCUGAGUUACGUAAAGAACCCACUGCAAAGGAAAUUAAAGAUCAAUUAUAUUCUUAUACAAUUGAACCAUAUAUAGUGAAAACAAGUGAAAAUACCGAAAGUAUACUAACAGAACAAGCUGCAAUUAGUUUAAUAAAUAGAUAUUGCGGUUUAUUAUUGAAAUCGAAAUUUAUAUCUUUGUCUCCAGUUUGGAGAUUAUAUAAAAUUAAUGAGGAGAAGAAACUUUUUCAGGUCUCCCUUAAAUUGCCAAGUCUAUCUCCGCUUAAAGAAAUAGUGUUUGGAGAUGUUAUGUCUUCCAUAGAUGCAGCUAAAAGAUCUGCUGCUUUUAAAACUUGCAUAAAAUUACAUCAAAUUGGUGAAUUAUCAGAUAAUUUAAUGCCAUGUAUAAAUGUUAUAUCAGAAGAUACAAAUUAUCUUUUUCCAAAUUGGAUAGAUGAAGAUAUAAAAUCAAAUCCUGGUACUAAUAGAAGAAGAAGAUAUCACAAACUUAUGUAUCCAGAGCCAUUAUAUGGCACAUUUCCUUCAGAAGGAAUUACUUUAUAUCUUCAUAUUCUUUGCACUGAACCAGUAUAUUCAGUACCACAAGAUAAUAGAAAUUUAGUAUUUUAUAACUUGUUACGUGAUUCGGCUGGAUUUGGAAUACUUUCAACGAAAUCAAUUCCACAAAUUCCAUCAUUUCCUAUCUUCAUGAAUGUUGGAGAACUGAACGUUAAUGUUAAAGUUGACUAUGAAAAAAUGAUUUUAACUUCUGAAGAAAUUGAAGAAUUAAAAAUUUUUCAUACUACGAUAUUUAGUAAUAUUAUAUCUGUUAUUAAGCCAUUUAUGACUUUCGAUAAUGAUAACCUUGAUAAUUGUUUUCUUAUUGUACCAACUGAUAAGGAACAUAAAAUAAAUUGGAGUGUUGUUACAAAAUACAAAUAUAUCAAUUAUGUUAAGUCUUCUACACCAUUACAAAACGUUGAUUUCGAAUUAGCAUUAAUUGUUCCUGAUUAUAGAUUAUCUCCAAAUGUGUAUGUUGUCACACAAGUAUGCGAUGAUCUUGCACCAAAUUCAUGUUUUCCAACAAAUGAUUUUCUUACUUAUGCUCAUUACUACGAUCAAAAACAUGAGUUAAAAAUACGUGACUUAAACCAAUCAAUGUUAGAAGUAAAACCGAUUUCAACGAAAAUUAAUUGUAUAAAACCACGAAAUAUGAAGUCUGGUUUAAGUAAACGAAAACGUGCAGAUGCACUUGAAGAUUAUGACGAACAUUUAGUACCAGAAUUAUGCUGUAAAGUUGAAUUUCCUGCACUGUAUUGGCUUAAAGCAACUACUUUACCAUCCAUUCUUCAUAGAAUUUCGCAAUUGUUAAUUGCAUUAGAUCUAAGAGAGACGAUUUCUAAAGAGGCAAAUUUGGGUACUUCGCUGAGUGAUCUUUUAAAUCAUAUUUGGCCUCCUUUGAUCAUAGAUAUACAAGAAUCUGAAGCUAAAGCAGAACAGAUGUCAGAAGGUACAUUUGAUGAAAUUAUACAAACUGUACAGCCAAUAUUAGAUUUAAAUGGACCUGAAAUCGAUGUUCUUAAUACUGAUGCAAAUCUGUAUCCUUGGUCAAAAGAGGAAGAACCACCAGACAUAGAUAGAAAUGCUGAAAAUAUCCAAUUAAUUGAUAUUGAAUAUUAUAGUCAUUUUAUGUGUAGUACAGGUGGUCCAGAAGUGAUUUAUAAUCAACGUAAAGCCAAAAUAAUUAACUACAAAAGUAGGCCUAAAGUAACAGUACCACCUUUGAAAAUUCUAGAAGUAAAUGAUAAAAUAGGGCCAGAACCAAUAUUAAUUAUGCAGGCGCUAAUAACUAAUGGAAAUGACGUAUUUGAUCUAGAAAGAUUAGAAAUUUUAGGAGAUUCUUAUUUAAAAUUUAUUAUAUCUUUAUAUUUGUAUUCGAUUUUUCCAAAUUAUAAUGAAGGUCGUUUGACUGCACUUAAAGGAAAAAUGAUUGGAAAUCGAAAUUUAUAUUAUUGUGGCACCAAAAAGUCCAUCCCAGGAUGCAUGAAAGUCGAUGAUUUUAUACCAAUGAGCACAUUUAUUCCUCCAGCUUAUACAACAUUUCGCCCUUUACAAAAAAUUUUAUUAGAAGCUAAGGUAUCACCAAAUGUAUUAUAUGAACUAAACAUACCUGAAGAAGAAAGAUUUUCUGGAUAUAUAAGUGAAAAUACAAAAAGCGAAAUGCAAACGAAAGUUUUGAAUUGGGCUGCUGCUGAAACACAGACUGGUAUUGAGUAUUACAUAGGUGUACAAAUAGUUCCAGACAAAGCAGUUGCAGAUUGUGUAGAAGCACUAAUAAGUGUAUAUCUUAAAAGUAUGGGAAUGGUAGGAGCUGCAAAAUUAUUAAUAUGGUUUGGUAUUUUGCCUUCCUAUACUAACAUUAAUGAAUUAUUAUACUCUGUUACUCAAAAACCAGAAAUUAAUCCUGGAGAUCCAAAUGAUUAUAUGCCAUGGGCUGAAUCAAUAGAGAAAAGUAUGAAUUAUAAGUUUAAAAAUAGAGCAUAUUUGUUACAGGCUUUUACACAUCCAUCUUACACAGAAAAUACUGUAACAGAAGCUUAUCAAAGAUUGGAAUUUUUAGGUGAUGCUAUUAUUGAUUUUUUGAUAACAGGGUAUAUUCACGAAUAUUUGGGAUUAUUAAGCCCUGGUGAAGUUACAGAUCUCAGAUCUGCACUUGUAAAUAAUAUUACAUUUGCAUGCUUAGCUGUAAGAUAUGGUUUACAUACAGCUCUUUUAUCCUAUGCUCCAUACUUGAAUGAUGUUAUUGAUAGAUUCGUAAAGUUUCAAGAAGAAAGAAAUUACGUAAUUGAUAACGAGAAUCUCUGGAUUUUACUUGAAGAAGAAGAAUGUAGUAUGGCUGAAUAUGUUGAUGUUCCUAAAGUUUUAAGCGAUAUAUUCGAAUCUUUCAUAGGAGCCGUUUAUUUAGAUACUAAUAAAAAUAUUAAAGAAGUUUGGGAUUUGCUAUUUGCUCUUAUGAAUAAAGAAAUCGAUAUUUUUAGUAAAGAUGUUCCAAAGCAACCUGUGCGUUUAAUCUAUGAAUCACUAGGAUCAAAUGCAAGAUUUUUAUCUCCUACUUUAAUAGAUGGUACGAAUACUAUUAUGGUGUCUUUAGAAAUAAUAAAUAAAAGAAAAUCAAAAAUAUUUCAUGGAUUUGGCGCCAAUAAAAGGCAAGCUAAAUGUGCAGCUGCAAAGCAAGCAUUGAAGUUUUUACGUUGCAAAAAUGAAUGAAAUAUGAAUGUAUGAUCUUAUAUUUUGACAUUAACUGUUACAUUUUAUAAUCAUAGAUAAACAGGAAACUUUGUGACAAUUUUAACUAUAUAUAUAUCAUUCAUUUUUAUUGACACAAACUUUCUUAAUUAUCUAAUAAAUUAAAAAAUAAUUAAAAUAUAUGUUCAAUUAUAAAAAAAAUAUUCAUGUUCAUAUUAUAAAAAAAAAAAAUACAUGUUCACAUUAUAAUAAAAUAUACAUGUCGUUCGCAUUAUAAUAAAAGUAAAACAUAAAAUUAAAAUAGA